Messenger RNA from Pezoporus occidentalis (night parrot), 1058 nucleotides. RefSeq names its product myosin light chain, embryonic. The transcript is spliced from 7 exons. Gene Ontology annotation, cellular component: A band; myosin II complex. Bases 244 to 801 code for a protein of 185 amino acids. The record is from RefSeq and is a predicted model, not a curated record. NCBI's taxonomy places the organism in Eukaryota, Metazoa, Chordata, Aves, Psittaciformes, Psittacidae. Gene Ontology annotation, molecular function: calcium ion binding; actin monomer binding. Gene Ontology annotation, biological process: cardiac muscle contraction.
GUCUGGUGGCUUGGCCGUGCCGGGAGCUGAUGACAAUGGGCAAUUGUCAAGUUGGGGCCCCUCUCGUUUGAGUUUUCUUCCUUUUAUAGUAAGUAGCAGUUGCUCCAGCAGCUGGCCUGCCCCUGCGGGGUGAGCACGGGGCUUGUAUAUAAGGGAAGGAGCAGCCUUUGCCUUUCAUCCUCGGUUCAGUGGCUUCCCUGGGCAGCAGGACCCAUCCCUGCCCCUUCACACAGCCCCAGCACGAUGCCAAUCAAGAAACCUGACCCCAAGAAGGAAGCGGCCAAAGCAGCUCCAGCCCCGGAGCCCCCCCGAGAGCCUGCCUUUGAUCCCAAGAGCGUGAAGAUUGAGUUCACUGCAGAGCAGAUUGAAGAGUUCAAAGAAGCCUUCAGCCUGUUUGACCGGACGCCCGCCGGGGCCAUGCAGAUCUCCUAUGCCCAGUGUGGGGAUGUCCUACGGGCGCUUGGCCACAACCCCACCAAUGCAGAGGUCCUGAAGGUGCUGGGCAAGCCCAAAGCAGAAGAAAUGAACACGAAGCUGCUGGACUUCGAGGCCUUCCUGCCCAUCCUGCAGCACUUCACCCGCACCAAGGAGCAGGGCACCUUCGAGGACUUUGUGGAAGGGCUGCGUGUCUUUGACAAGGAGGGCAAUGGCAUGGUGAUGGGCGCCGAGCUGCGCCAUGUGCUGGUCACACUGGGAGAGAAGAUGACAGAAAGCGAGGUGGAGCAGCUGAUGGCAGGGCAAGAAGAUGCCAAUGGCUGUAUCAACUAUGAAGCUUUCGUCAAGCACAUCAUGUCUGGCUGAAAGGAGAAACUUCAGCUCUCAGCAAUGUUGGAACCCACCCGAGCACCACAAGCAGCGAGAUCCCUCCAUCCGUGUCCCUUCCACCCUGGAUGUCACGCAUCUGCAGAUGUGCCACCAUGGAGAGCUGGCCCCCACGAGCGUGUGCCUGAGCCUCGGUGGACAAUGAGACCUCUGCAGCUUGGGUUUAACCCUUCAGUUAUUCUGUUCAGUCUUUUUUUCUGUGACAUUUGGCUCAUUAAAUUCCAUCCUUCUUCCCU